Messenger RNA from Caenorhabditis auriculariae, 5211 nucleotides. NCBI's taxonomy places the organism in Eukaryota, Metazoa, Nematoda, Chromadorea, Rhabditida, Rhabditidae. The record is from the annotation of a GenBank genome assembly.
AUGUUCCGACACGUCCGAUGUCUUUUCGCGUUACCAAGGUCCGAGGACCCUUUCAAGUACCACCUCUACGCGGUGAUGGGGAGGCAACGCCAUUUAUGGCGGCUAACGGUACACCGGUCACGCAGUUCGACAUGCUUCUGCCAACAGAAUGGGCGGUCUUUUUUUAGCCAUGGCAAGGCAAGAAAGAUAAUCAGACCACAAUUAUGCUAUAACACGUUCAACACCAUAGAUGGAACUUUUUUGCAAGAAUACCAGUCAACCAGGACGACAACACUGAAUGACCGAUUGCAUAAGACCUACUGGAAAACGUGUGGUCCACGCUUCGAUCAAUAAAAGACAAUAAAAGGUCGAAAGCGAAGAUGGACCAUCUAAGUAUCUAAGUAAGUAAGUAAGGUCCGAGUGCCGUUUUCAAAUUAAUCCUGUUUUGUGUAGACAAUUUCGAUUGAAAAUCGAUUUUUUAAGCCUGAGUGAGCUGAAUAAUUACGAAAACUGUGCUUUAAUCAAAGUUUUUUGAACGUCGAAUUUGAGUUAAGAAAAACACGAUUCUCAUAAAAUCUAGCAUAAAAUAAGAAUAAACCCGUGAACUUGUUAUAAAUGAUCCUCAUUUUAAUUCAAACCUCUCGAGGCGAGCGCUUGCCCUAGAAGCGGUACUUAAAAAUCCAGUAUUGAAAAAAAAAGUCUUUGGAGCGGAUUCAGCAAUGGAGCAACUUUUGACGACGUUACUUCCAUUCGAAUCGCUAUUCUCCAUGCUGCUUAAAAUGCUUGUCUAUUCAGCCGUUGCCAGUGCAACUUAUACAUUUUGUGUAAGUUUUUCCUACUGAAGAAAAAAAAGAAAUAAAAACUUUGAAGAUCGCUCAAAUUGAGCUGAAAAGUGAUUUGAAACAAUCAGGUUUACAUUCAAAAAUUUUAUUCAGUCUUUUUUUUCAGUAGAGUCAAUAUAAUUAUUAUCAUAUUUCAGCUUUUCAAAUACUUGAUCCAAAAUUCUGUAUUUUUCGAGAAAACCUCAACUUUAACUUCUACUUUAAUCAUAAGCUUUCAUGACGGAAAAGUUAGUGGGAAAUUUUUUAGUGGCCACUUCAGGGUUUUGGCCUUUUAGUGGCCAGUAUAGUGGUCAAAUUAGUGGCCACUUAAGGGAUUAAAAAUUAGUGGUACCUAUAGAGGUCUAAAUGCUACUACUAGACCACUUAAAAUUUUAGUGGCCACUUUAGGGGUCAAUGGAUCAACAUAACUGGUCCAAUCUGUUUUGAAAUUAUCAGAGUUACUGGAAGGAAGGAAUAGUGGACGAAAAACUACUGAAGUGGCCACUAAAAAGGAAAAUAGUGGUCACUAUAGAAGUGGGUUUAGUGGCCACUUUAGUGUCCACUCCAAGUAGUCCUUGGCGAGCCUCUAUAGUGGCCACUAAAAAUUUUCCCAGAAGUGAAAGAUUCUACCAGCCGAGAAGCUUCUUUUUUUUCAAUAUGGACUUCAGUACGACUUUACAAGACCUCUUAAACGCAUCUAAUUUUGACAGACCAAAAAGAAGAAGAAAGGGAUGAGCGCCGAGGAUAACACUACCAUCACCGAAGACGAUGAAUCUGAGGAAGAGUCGCGACAGAAGAAAAGACGAAGAAGGAGGAGGAGGAAUGAGACGGACGACUCGGCGACCAGUGGGACCACCACCAGUGCGACGUCGACCGGAAAAGAUAGGAAAAAGCCGGCGGAGAAAGUUAAGGCUCCGAUGGCCGGUAAGGUCUUAUCGAGGUUAUAUUGAAAACCAUAAAUUUAUAAACGGAUAGGGGUGGUAUGACAAUAUAACCACCAGUAUAGCCGGUAUGAAAAAAAAAACCCCUCGGACCAUGAAAUCCUCUCAAAUCCCUUAGACUUCCGGAGAGACCCCAUUUGAAGCCUUACUGCUCCACCUUCCAUUUAAAACAGCUUUAAAUUCCAGGAACCUACGACCCCAACUACCAGACCCUUGCCGGCCUCAACAACGCCGAGAUUUUCGACAAGCCAGGAGGAGCUGGAGGAGCAGGAGCAGGAGCAGGAGCAGGUCCAGUGGCGCCGAGGCCGAACGUCGCCGGAGGCAUCGCCGGCACUCAUGAUCCCAACUACCAGACCCUCGCCGGCCUCAACGACGUCUUCGAGAAGAAAGAUGGAGCUGGACCAGUUGCGCCAGCGUACAACUGGGUCCGAACCACCGCCCCUCUGGUUAUGUGACUGAAUUUUCAGGGGGCCAAGGCCGGAACCUACGAUCCGAAUUAUCAAACUCUGGCCGGUCUCAAUGCUGACAUUUUCGAUAAGAAAGGUGGAGCUCCUAAUCAAGUGAGUUAAGAUGAGAUUAAUUAUCGUGAAACUUAAAAAAGGAUUCUUAGACUUUUUUCUUUAAAAAUAAGAGUUUUCAGUCCUUCAAAUUCUAGCCAAGGUUCGGAAAAAAACAAGACUUUUGAAAAAUCUGUUCUUCUAACGCUGUCGGAAAAACUUCUAGAAGAAUGUUUAAAUAGAGCCAAAAGGGGAAAAAUCGAUAUUCCUUGAGGGUAUCAGUUGGUUCUAUAUAAAAGAAGACCCUUUAAAAAAUUUAAAAAACCACAUCUUACUCAAUUCUGAUCAUUCUGAACCAAGAUAUGAAUUUUUAAAGUUUUGAGUGACAAAAUUAAUACCAACAAAUGAGAAAAAUCGAUAUUUUGAGAGCUCUAUGGGUUCUCUAGAGUACCAAACGGUUCUAUUUGAAGAAGGAACCUCUGAAAAUGUCAAAAAACUACAUUUUACUCGGAUCUGAGCAUUUUGAGCCGAGAUAUGAAUUUUUGAAGUUUUGAGUGACAAAGUUGACCCAAAAAGGGAAAAAUCGAUAUUUCGAGAACCCUAUGGGUUCUUGUAGGUACCAGUUGGUUUCAUAUGAAAGAGGACACUCUGAAAAGGUUAAAAAACUUAAUUUUACUUGGAUCUGAGCAUUUUGAGCCGAGAUAUGAAUUUUUAAAGUUUUGAGUGACAAAAUUAUUACGAAAUGAGAAAAAUCGAUAUUUCAAGAUCCCUAUAGAUUCUUGAGUGUACCAGUUGGUUCCAAAUAAAACAGGACUUUUUGAAAACAUUAAAAAACCUAAUUUCACUUGAGUCUGAGCAUUCUAAGCCGAGAUAUGAAUUUUUGAAGCUUUGAGUGACAAAAUUGGCCCAAAAUGGGAAAAAUCGAUAUUUUGAGGACCCUAUAGGUUCUUGAGGGUACCAGUUGGUGGAAUAUGGAGCAGGGCCCUCUGAAAACGUUAAAAAACUUAAUUUCAUUCUAUUCUGAGCAUUUUGAGCUGAGAUACGAAUUUUUGAAGUUCCCAAUGACUAAUUAACCAAAAAACCGAAAAAUCGAUAUUUUCCUCAGAAAAAUACUAGUUACAAAUUUUUCUCAUUCUCGUGAAGUUCUUAAAAUUUGAGCUAUUCCUCAAAAAAAAAAGAUUUUCAGCAACCCCAAGCCGGAAAACUCGACAAGAACGGACCAGUUGCCCCAGUCAACAACUGGGUCAGCAAUCCUUUUUUCCCAGAUUGAAAAUGGUAUCUUUAGGGCGUCAAGGCGGGAACCUACGAUCCAAACUAUCAAACGUUGGCUGGACUCAAUGCCGACAUUUUCGUAGCCGACAAGAAGGCCGGAGGAGCUGGAGCACCUGGGUUCGGAGCCAAAAAACCAGCCCUGCCAGUCAACCAGGUCAUUUUUUCAAGAAACUUUGACGAAAAAAUCAAAAAAUAACCAUUUUUUUCGAAAAAUUUGACAGUUUUUGAGUGUCUGCGUCUCUUUUCCAUCACCUUUGAAGUCAGAGAAAAAUGAAAAUAGCUCUUAAACACGAGAGGGUCGUCGAGAGACGAAGAGGGCGCAGAGGAGCCUCAUCCUUUCAAGUCCUUUCAAAAAAUAGACUAUAUAAUCCACGUUUUGUUUCUGCCUGCACCAUUUUUGGUCGCGAAAUCCGAAUUCCCCGCCUUUUUAAACUUUUCCCACGCGUUUUAUUAACAUAAUCAUUCCAUUUACAUCAAAAUCUUUCCAAAAAAGGUUCGAAUUUUUACAAAACUUACUCAAACCUUGAUAACGCGAACGAGGCUUUUCUAGUGGCCACUUAAGAGUGGUGACACUACUAAAGUGUCCACUAAAAGAGCUCCUUCCGAUUAACGUUACCCAGGAUCGAGUAUGAAGAUUUUCCGCGUAAUAGUUUUGAAAAAUGCGACAAGUUUGCAAAUUGGCGCCAAAAACGCAUCGCAACCGCUUCGCAUGCGAACUGCAAAUGACGCACGGUUCAAUUUGAAGAAAAUGCAUUGUUUUGUCUCUAAAUAAGAUUUCCAAGUAGUCCUACUCAGCUCAAGAUGGUUCUAGAGAAUUCGAAAAUUGCCUUGAAAGGCCCAGAAAAUGCAAUGAUAUCAAAUAAGGCUCAAUUAGUUGCUCUAAUGGCCCAACUUAUUGUUUUUUUCUUGCGAAAAUUAAUCCAGAAUACUUCUUGAUACACCAGAUCCUGGAAGUCUUUUUCUUCUUCAUUCUCGGAAAAAAAAUACCCAAAACUUCAAAAUGGCCCAUUUUUCGGAUUUCUGGACUUUGAGCCCCUGUUUUCUCAAAAAGUAAGAAGUUGGGCAACUUGGGACUCUCAGAAAACUUUACUCGGUCCAAAAAAAAUCCAAAAAUUACAACUUUUUCGAAAAAUUUGAGUUUUUGAGUGUCUGCGUCUCUUUUUCCCUCAUCCCUUGGCGCCCCGUGCAGGCGCGCGAAAGUCGCUUUACGGUCGGGUGCACGUGAAAAAUCAAUACACUUUGAUCAAUUUGAAGCGUUUUACGGUUUUUUAUGAUUCUGUUAGACUUUGAGAAACUGUUUCUCAAAAACCAGGAAGUUGGGCAAGUUGGGACUUUCAGAAACCGGCCAAUUUUCAGAAAAAUCAAAGUGAAUGACCUUCCUUGUAGGGAUGACUAGAUCGAAAAUCAAUAGCAGGAAACGAAUUCGGAACUAUUCAGAAUGCCAAGGCGGCGACACAAGAUCCGAAUUAUCAGACCUUGGCUGGACUCAAUGCUGAUGUCUUCGGAGCGGAUAAGAAAGGAGCGGGAGCAGCUCCAAAAAAGAUAGUCCCUCCUGCCAACCAGGUGAUAAGUGAAUUAAUUCUUUUUUUUCGAAAAAUGAAAAUACAGUAUGCAAAAGCCGCGACGAAAGAUGCCAACUACCAGACUCUGGCUAAUCUCAACGCGGACAUUUUCGGAGCGGAUAAGAAGAAGAAGUGGUGA